AUGGUUAGAAUUAUCCAGUGCAACUUGAAUCGUAACUGGCCAGCACAGGAUCUUCUGGCCCAAUUUGCUGCAGAGACGGAAGCUGGUAUAUGUAUCUUGGCGGAACCGGCUAGAAUUAUAGAUAGUCCCCACUGGUUUGGCAGCUUGAAUAAACUGGCGGCUAUAUUCUGGAGACCUCAGGCGAUUGCCGGAUCUGGCGCCUUGUUGAGGAGGAGUCGACACUGCGUAGCGGUGAAGUUCAAAGAAUUCAGCGUAGUAUCGUGUUACAUCUCACCUAACUCCUCGAGACCAGAAUUCCUGGAAUUUUUAGACGAGCUGGGUGACAUAGUCAGGUUCAUAGGCAAGAAAGUUUUGGUAGCUGGCGACUUCAAUUCGAAGUCCACCCUGUGGGGAUCACCCAGAACCAAUGAUAGAGGGAUAGCGGUUGAAGACUGGGCUGCGGAAUGCGAGCUGCGUUUGGUUAAUAGCGGCUCAAAGCCUACAUGUAUCCGAAUGCAAGGGUCGUCCAUAAUUGACCUCACAUGGGUCACCCCGGAUUUAUUGCAGGAAGUCGAUAACUGGAAGGUCGACAGCGAGUUGGAGAACCUCACUGACCACUCAUACAUAACAAUGAAUAUAGGUGGAAAGCGAAGGAUACAGAUUAACCCCAGGAGAAUAGGUUUAGGCUGGAACUGGCGAAAGGCAGAUCUUGAUAAGUACUGCGCUACUCUGAUCUGGCACUGCACAGUGGACUCACAGAUAAACAAGGAGACCUCGGCGACAGACUUUGAGGAGUGGGUCAGAAACACCCUUACCGAGGCUUGUGACAACGCCGCAACCAGGAAGAAACCCCUCAACGGUCGAAAGCAGGUGUACUGGUGGUCGGAGAACAUCGCGGACUGCAGGAGAGACUGUACCCGAAAGAGGAGAGCGUGGAUGCGAAGCAGGAGAAGGAGAUCAUCUCUACAGGAAGAUAUGGAGGAAUUCGAGAGGGAAUAUAGGACUGCGAAGCGGAAAUUAAGGCAUGAGGUUAGCAAGGCUAAGUCAAAUGCAUGGCAGGAGCUCAUUAACACUAUCGAGGAGGACCCAUGGGGCUUGCCGUAUAAGAUAGUGAUGAAGAAGCUCAGAAACACCUCUGCUAACAUUAUGGAGUCCCUGGACGAAGCAACAAGGGAAUCCUUGGUGGAGUCCCUAUUCCCGACGGUAGACACAGGCCCCCGGGAGGCGUGGGAGAAACUGUGA
Molecule: messenger RNA, 1221 nt
Organism: Formica exsecta
Lineage: Eukaryota; Metazoa; Arthropoda; Insecta; Hymenoptera; Formicidae
Exons: 1
Coding region: 1-1221 (406 amino acids)
Molecular function (GO): catalytic activity
Source: RefSeq, a predicted model, not a curated record